AUGUCAUAUAGCGCUGAUGGAACAAGAUUGUUUUCGUGUGGCUCAAAUAAAGAAGGGGGGUCAUUUCUAGUUGAAUGGAAUGAAAGUGAAGGAGUUGUGAAGCGUACAUACCAUGGUCUUGGGAAAAGAUCUGUAGGUGUUGUGCAAUUUGAUACCACUAAGAAUAGGUUCUUAGCUGCUGCAGUACAGGAUCCUCAAACUAAUAAAUAUGUAGAUCAACGACCAUCCGACGGGUCUGUUCCACCAAAAAUUCCUCCUGAAUUCCUGACCUUGGUUCACUCUGCAUUAGAAGAUUCGCAUUCAGCCACUAGACUCUCUAACUCCAAACCGCCUUUCACGUUCUCGCCUGACAUCUGUAUUGUCAAUUUUUAUUCUCAAAACGGCCGCCUUGGUUUUCAUCAGGACAAGGCUGAAAGUAAACCGAGUCUCUCUGCAGGGUUGCCCGUGGUGUCAUUCUCUAUUGGAAAUUCUGCAGAGUUUUUGUAUGGUGGAGGAAGGGAUGUUGACAAAGCAAACAAAGUUGUUUUGGAAUCUGGGGAUGUUUUGAUCUUUAGUGGCAAAGCUAGAAAUGUCUUUCACGCCGUUAGUGCUAUUAAGCCAGACAGUGCCCCUAUCAGCUUGAUUACAGAAACUAAUCUCCGGAAUCCUGGACGAUUGAAUCUUACUUUCAUGGCAGUAUUAAGUUAA
Molecule: messenger RNA, 687 nt
Organism: Lathyrus oleraceus (garden pea)
Lineage: Eukaryota; Viridiplantae; Streptophyta; Magnoliopsida; Fabales; Fabaceae
Exons: 2
Coding region: 1-687 (228 amino acids)
Biological process (GO): oxidative RNA demethylation
Cellular component (GO): cytoplasm
Molecular function (GO): broad specificity oxidative DNA demethylase activity; oxidative RNA demethylase activity; ferrous iron binding
Source: RefSeq, a predicted model, not a curated record